Messenger RNA from Ipomoea nil (Japanese morning glory), 1973 nucleotides. Its product is annotated as fasciclin-like arabinogalactan protein 17. The coding region runs from base 188 to 1576 and encodes 462 amino acids. The record is from RefSeq and is a predicted model, not a curated record. The transcript has 2 exons. Lineage: Eukaryota; Viridiplantae; Streptophyta; Magnoliopsida; Solanales; Convolvulaceae.
GGCUUCUUUAAUAUUCUCCACCAGACAACCAACCUUACGUUUAUACACAGCCCUACGUUCCACUCCCACAAUACACGCCAAAAACCCAAAGAGCCUCCUCACAUCCCAUCCCACAUUCUAGAGAGAGAGAGAGAGAGAGAGAAAGAAAAGAGGGAAAGUGGAAAUCUUGUUCAGUCUGCAAGCGGCCAUGGAUUCCAGGGUCUGUGGCCUCUUCAAGCUUCUGUUUUCCGUCGCCGUGUUCUUGUUUCUUGCCGUGAGCGGCGCUGCAUUGCAAGAAAAUCAAUGGAGUAAACAGACUGUGGCGUCGUCUGCUCAGAUCAAUUCUAACUCGGUGUUGGUGGCGCUUCUGGAUUCGCAUUAUACCGAGCUGUCUGAGCUCGUGGAGAAGGCGCUUUUGCUGCAGACUCUCGAGGAAGCUGUUUCCCGCCACAAUAUCACCAUUUUUGCGCCGAAAAAUGAGGCCUUGGAGCGAGAUUUGGACCCCGACUUCAAACGCUUCUUGCUUGAGCCGGGGAAUCUCCGGUCUCUGCAGAAUCUGCUUCUCUUCCACAUGAUUCCCACUCGAAUCGAGUCCAAGCACUGGCCGGGGGAAUCUACGGGGGCUCAGAAUCACUUCACUCUGUGCCGCGACGCCGGCGAGGAGAAUCUCGUCGUGUCUAAGAGGGAAGGGGAGAGAGAGGUGAGCGCGGCGAAGGUGUUCAGAGUGGACGAUGUAGUCCGGCCGGACGGUGUAAUUCACGGCAUAGAGCGCGUGUUGAUCCCCAAGUCGGUGCAGCAGGAUUUCAACACUCGACGGAGCUUGAGAUCAAUCUCCGCCGUGCUCCCCACCGGAGCUCCGGAGGUGGACCCCAGGACUCACCGCCUGAAAAAACCGGCGAAUCCCGUCCCCGCCGGCGCCCCUCCGGCUCUACCAAUCUACGACGCAAUGGCCCCCGGGCCAGCUCUAGCGCCGGCGCCGGCUCCGGGACCCGGCGGCCACCACCACCACUUCGACGGCGAGAGUCAGGUCAAAGAUUUCAUCCAAACCCUCCUGCAUUACGGCGGGUACAACGAACUGGCCGACAUUCUGGUAAAUUUAACGUCUUUAGCUACGGAAAUGGGGAGAUUAGUUUCAGAAGGCUACGUGCUGACAGUUUUAGCGCCCAACGAUGAAGCCAUGGCUAAGCUCACCACCGAUCAGCUGAGCGAGCCCGGGGCGCCGGAGCAGAUAAUGUAUUAUCAUCUCAUACCGGAGUACCAGACGGAGGAGAGUAUGUACAAUGCGGUGAGGAGGUUCGGCAAAAUCAGAUACGACACAUUGCGGUUGCCCCAUAAAGUUGUGGCGGAGGAGGCCGACGGCUCCGUGAAAUUCGGCCAUGGAGAAGGGUCGGCGUAUCUGUUCGACCCAGAUAUAUAUACCGACGGCCGGAUUUCUGUACAGGGGAUUGACGGGGUUCUGUUCCCGCCGGAGGAGACUAAGCCGGCAGCUCCUAUAGCUGCCCCUGUUGCUAAGGUUGUCUCAAAGCAAAGAAGAGGGAAGCUAAUGGAAGUAGCCUGUACGAUGUUGGGGAGUCUCGGUUUUGCUGGCUGCCAUUGAAAUUCUGCCCCGAAAACUCUGAAAGUUUAGAGAUCUGGAGCGCGAGAUGAUACUGCAAAUGGUGAGUAUAUAGAGCUGUUCUAUUAUGAGAUGAUCAAGAAAUUAAACACCAUUGUUGCAGCAGUACAAUCCUGAGGAGAUCUGAAAGGCCAUUUUGCUCUCUCUGUUUUGUGAUAAUAACAACUGUAAUUACUAUUCAAUUCUUUUGAUUUGUAUUUAAGCCCUCAUCUUGGCCUACUUUUUGGUGUGCAAAAAUAUAUCCCAAACAAAAAAAAAGAAACCCAAAAUUUUUCUUGUUAUUUCAUGGGUGGUGGCUACUGGUUUGCCUUGUUUUUUUCUGGCAUCUAUUUGUGCAUCCUUUUAGCUUGUGAAUGCAUGUUUCUCAGAGUCUUGCUGG